AUGGAAUGGCUGCUACUCGUUGUGGUUCGUGUCGGUGGUACGGACACAGGCGUUGCCAGUGUUUACGCCAAGCACAACAACCCUGGUGACAACUUCGAUUGUGACUUUGUGGCCCGACGGAGUGCCUGCUUCCCCGGACCCCACGUCAUCUGUGCUGCGUGGAAAGAGGCCCUUGUUAUGCCCAUACGCAAGAAGGGUAAGCCUGCCUCCUUGCCGUCCUCCUACCGCCAUGUCUCCCUCACGUCCUCCGUGGGAAAGACGAUGGAGGCCAUGGCGCUAAGGCGACUCAACUGGAUCGCCGACGAACUCGACUACUUCGCCCCCACGCAAAGCGGUUUUCGUGCGAGCCGCUGCACUGCCGAUGCGCUCGCCGAUGUGAUUGCCUCGCUGGAACACGCCAAGGCCAACGACGAGGUUAGCUACCUUGUUUUAUUGGAUGUCAAAUCCGCUUUUGACAGUGUUCCGCACGCAUCCACCUUGGACGCGCUCAGUGACCUCGGCGUGUGCGGCCGCAUGUUGGAAUACCUCACCGAUUUCCUCAAAGGACGCUCCUUACGUGUGCGCAUCGGAAACGUGAGCAGUGAACCCCGCCCCCUCGUUGCCGGCGUUCCACAAGGAAGUGUGCUGAGCCCUUUUCUUUUUAAUCUUGUGCUCGCCAGACUUCCCGACUUCAUCCCUAGCCGCACCCCCUCCGCACGAUUCAAGAGCCCCAAGCUCUCACUUCGAGGCACCCUGAUCCCCUGGAGCACCAAAGUACGCUACCUCGGUGUCGUCAUAGAUCAUCGUCUUUCCUGGCGACCAGCGGUUCGCGAGCUGCGCAACACGAACCGAAAAGUUCUCUGCGCGGCCGCGGCCUCAUUGCCCGAAGGCGUGGCUGCACGCCAGCUCGCCCUGCGUAUUUACAACGGCGUCGCUACUGCCAGAGUCCUCUACGGCCUGCCUCUGGCCUCUCUCCGAAAGGGACAGUGGGCCGAACUUGACGCCGACCACCGAGCCGCGGUGCGGACCUUCUACGGCCUCCCCAGCAGCACCCAAAUUGGCCCCACCCUUGCUGAAGCGGGGGAAAUGCCCAUCUCCCUUCGUGCGGCCAAACAAGCCUUCCACCACCUCCUACGGAUGAAAGUUGUGCCUGACCACUCCUACCGCAACUGGACGGCCAUCCCUCCCCAUCGCCACACCCCGCUCGAAGUGCGGAAAACCCCUCCGGGUGUCAAGACCAAGGCGCGCACCCCCGUUCCAGCGAUUCAACAUGAAUGUGCCGCUCUCCUGCACGACCAGCUGAUAGGACGCACCCUUGUUUACGUUGACGGCUCUGUCCUCUCCGACGGCUCUUCGGCUGCGGCCUGUGUCGCGCCAUCUCUCGGAGAAGUACGCAAGUGUCGCCUCCCUUGCCCCGCCUCUUCCACGGCUGCCGAACUCGCGGCCAUCAACCUAGCCGCCGAGCUCCUUGGCGAACACAUCGCAGUCAACUCAGCGGCGAUUCUCUGUGAUUCUCGCUCAGCACUGGCUGCAAUUUCACGCGAGGAUCUCGGCGGACAUCUUGCACAAAGGAUCGCCCGCCAACUCCAUGCUCUGCGGAACGAUGGAUGCGACAUUACCCUCCACUGGGUCCCAUCUCACGUUGGGAUACCUGGCAAUGAGGCGGCCGAUCGUGCAGUGAAAGUUGCGCACGACCCCGGAACGGCAAUUACCGGUUUCGUUUCCUCUGCCGACGUCGGGCGUCUCCUAGUCGCCCGUCACGUUCGCGAGCAACCACCGGAUGCUCGUGUUGCGAGUGGCAACCCCCCACGUCGCCUCCCACCUAAAGGGCUCUCCCGGGCUGACCUGCGCCUGCUGCUCCGGCUCAGAAUCGGCUACAAUCGCGCGGCCGAGUGCCUACAUCGCCUCUCCGGGCGUGGCAGUACCUACUGCUCUGACUGCGGUGACACGGAGAUGCCCUUUGCCCAGCACCACGCCCCGGGCAGCAAAAGAUUGACUUGCCAAAAAGGCAGUACAUUUCAACUGCGAGAUAUAAAGCUCGCCAGUCAACUCAACAUUGUGCUGCCAUUGAAGCACUGGUUCAUGAAGGACAGUUUCUUUUUCGUAAAUUGA
Messenger RNA from Rhipicephalus sanguineus (brown dog tick), 2091 nucleotides. RefSeq lists its product as uncharacterized. Gene Ontology annotation, molecular function: RNA-DNA hybrid ribonuclease activity; nucleic acid binding. The record is from RefSeq and is a predicted model, not a curated record. The transcript has 6 exons. Bases 1 to 2091 code for a protein of 696 amino acids. NCBI's taxonomy places the organism in Eukaryota, Metazoa, Arthropoda, Arachnida, Ixodida, Ixodidae.